Labrus bergylta (ballan wrasse) is the source of this 911-nucleotide messenger RNA. The record is from RefSeq and is a predicted model, not a curated record. NCBI's taxonomy places the organism in Eukaryota, Metazoa, Chordata, Actinopteri, Labriformes, Labridae.
GUGGAGGUUGGGGAUCUAAUUACCGGGCCAUAAUUGGGGGCUGGGGAAUAGGUUGCCGUCCUCUCAACUCGCUGCAGAUCAAUUAUGUUAAGAGAACAUCUGUAAGUAGAGCUUAAUGAGGUCCAUUAGAGCAACAUGCGCUGCCUUCCCUAACGCUGCUUGUCAGCUUCUUGGAUGAGCUGGAGUGUGCUGCUGACUGGGGACCUGCUGGAGGGGCUUAAAUAGAAGAGGAGGCUCCACUCCGCAGCGCUUUCCUCCGCCGGAGAACAUAACAGACACACCGGAGCACCACACGGACAGGAGAGGAGCGGACAGGGGAGGAGACAGGGACACAGAGACAGAGACAGAGGGACAGGAAGAGGAGAAGAGGAGGGACGCCUUUUGAAGCUGGAUCGGGACGCUUUCAUCGAUCACACAUCCUAAAACUUGAUCCCAACUGUUCUCCAACUCGCGCCGCAGAGUUUCCUCCCGCUCAGCUGGACUUUAGAGACUUUCCUUGAGGACAUUUCGCAUCCAGAAGAGGACACACUCGGCGGGGUUCUGAUCUGCGCACUUCUGGCUCUACUUCAAGGUAUACAAAUGCUGUCCGUCCAGCCGGACACCAAGCCUAAAGGCUGUGCCGGCUGUAACCGGAAGAUCAAGGACCGCUACCUGCUGAAGGCACUCGAUAAGUACUGGCACGAGGACUGUCUGAAGUGUGCCUGCUGUGACUGCAGACUGGGAGAGGUGGGCUCCACGCUGUACACCAAGGCCAACCUCAUCCUGUGCAGGAGGGACUACCUACGGUUGUUUGGAGUAACAGGAAACUGUGCGGCGUGCAGUAAACUCAUCCCGGCCUUUGAGAUGGUCAUGAGGGCCAAAGAGAACGUGUACCACCUGGACUGCUUCGCAUGUCAGCUGUGCAAUCAAAG